UUUUGUAUCAGUCUCAGCUACUUGCUCUUCUCCUCGAGAGACAGUCUAGUGAGAAUUGUGCAUAUUUUAACCUCUCAAAUCACACCAAAGUGUCCCAACCAAAUCCUACAAUGGCUUCAUUGAAAAUCAUCGUUCUCUUCCUCGCGGCGGUCGUUGCGGCUGUAAGUGCGGCUUCUGCUCCUCUGGCGGCCCGUGCUGUGCCACAGAACCAGGCUGAGGUGUUGCAACAGAGCGGAGCCGAGGCUCCUGGAGACCUGAAAGGAUCCGCCUCCUACGGCUAUGGCUUCUACGGCGGCUAUCCCGGUUUCGGCUAUGGCGGCGGACUCGGCUAUGGCGGCUUCGGCUAUGGCGGAUAUGGCGGCUAUGGACUCGGAUAUGGCGGACUAGGAUACUCAGGAUACUACGGCUACCCCUACUACAGGAACUGGGGAGGACUUUACGGGGGCUACUGGUACUAAAUGACCAAGAACUGUUCCAGAUUUUUUCACCGACCAUAUUGCGAAAACUCAUCUAUUCUCUCUCACACACAACACAACACACCCAGCCUUUAUACUAUUUACAAUCGUGAAGACUUUAGUGACAUGAUUUACUUGAACUCAGACUCUUCGGCUUGAGGCGGAAAAAUAUCUGCGACAGUUUUGUCUCUCUUGCACAUGUGAAACGGAAACUGACUAAUUUCUUUUCUCGUACGUAGAUUUCAUCACUAAUCAAAGGAUCUCAGUGGCCAUCAUUUGGUAAAUGAUAAGAAAAUUGACAUUGGACCGAUCAUGUAAAAACAAAAAAAAACGCAUUCAAUCAUUUGUCUCUUCUCUUUUUCCUUCACUUUCCCUUUCAUUUGUGUGUGAUGUCUGUCGCUGAAGAACAUCGCUCAACAACUCUUUUAUUUUUGUAUAAAAUGUUUACCUUUUUAGUUCUAUCUUUUUAUUCUUUGUAAUAAAAUCUUUCUUCUCUAUAUAUUGCACUGCUUUCAAUUUUUACUUCGAUUUGAGGUCACCCCAGAAUUAAAAA
Phlebotomus argentipes is the source of this 1008-nucleotide messenger RNA. Its product is annotated as keratin-associated protein 19-2-like. Bases 111 to 458 code for a protein of 115 amino acids. The record is from RefSeq and is a predicted model, not a curated record. Lineage: Eukaryota; Metazoa; Arthropoda; Insecta; Diptera; Psychodidae. The transcript has 2 exons.